Molecule: messenger RNA, 2555 nt
Organism: Nematostella vectensis (starlet sea anemone)
Lineage: Eukaryota; Metazoa; Cnidaria; Anthozoa; Actiniaria; Edwardsiidae
Product: metalloprotease TIKI homolog
Exons: 7
Coding region: 357-1772 (471 amino acids)
Biological process (GO): negative regulation of Wnt signaling pathway
Cellular component (GO): membrane
Molecular function (GO): metalloendopeptidase activity
Source: RefSeq, a predicted model, not a curated record
AAAGAGACGCUACGCGUAAGUUAGCUAAACGACGAUACCAUCUUGGCCUCACCGCCGUUUGGAACUUGUUGCGCGAGGGCCAAUGUCAGGCCAAAGGUAUUUUUUUUCACAAAACUACUGAAGUGUGUCCUGUGCGGAGAAUCUGUAUCCUACUAUGACAAGAUUACAAUGCCAAUUACGAAAGGCUAUUUGAACCAAUCACAAGCCUCGGUGUUCGCUGCUAAAAGAAAUCUCAAGUCGUUGAAGUGACAGGGUGUUUGUGCUAGCUUGUUGUUGAAGGGAUGAAUGGGGAGACAUUCUCUGGUACGUUGAGCUCUUGUGCACACGUGUGUAGGCAAUGCUGAAUCGAUGGACGUAUGGCAGCCUUUACUUUAUGGAUAUUGGUGCUUAAUGUUUUCCUGUUGGGUUUUCAAGCCCGCAAGUUAGCGAGUAAUUUAAAGUUUCCGAUACAGAAAUGUGAUGAUUCUACGCCUCAGAAGAAUUUCAAUUCAUUCCUAUGGCUUGUCAAGCGAACGCCACCGGCGUAUUUUUAUGGAACAAUCCACGUCCCGUACACAAGAGUGUGGGAUUUUAUCCCUAUGAACAGCAAACAAGCAUUCACUGCAAGUCAGCACGUCUAUUUCGAGCUCGAUCUUACGGACGAGAAAACUAUGAGAGCUUUAAUGAAAUGUCAAAUGCUCCCGUCUGGGACAAUGCUCAGACAGACUUUACCGCGCAAGAUGUUUAAGAGAUUGAAAUCUCAUUUACGUUACAUCAAAAGAAUGAUUCCUAAAUGGAUUAAACACCGCGAUCAAGAGACUUCGAGCGCCGGUCCUUACGCCAAUAAGCUUUACGAGAUGCUUACCAAAGACUGGGAUAAAAAGCGACCUAUUUGGGUCAUGUUGAUGGUGAAUUCAUUAACCGAGAGUGAUAUUAAAACUCGUGGAAUUCCCGUAUUGGACCAGUACCUGGCCUUGGAGGCAAGCAGAAAUCACAAACUAAUCGGUGCUGUAGAAAAUGUUGAUGAACAAUGUAAACCACUCAACGCCUUAAACGCCUCACAGGUAGUAUUUGCUCUUAAUCAGUCUCUUCACUUUCAAGAGCGGUUGCGCAGAGGCCAAGUCCAAGUAACGUACACAACAGACGAUCUGAUCGAUCAUUAUAAUUGCGGGGACCUGAAGUCAGUUUUGUUCUCGACUCAGACCAGUCUGCCUACCCUGACCGUGAAUUCCUCUUUAGAGCAAAGGGAACGGAAACGAGCCCAGGAAAUAGACCAGUACUUUCGCAAUGAACUGAUUUUCCAGAGGAAUAAGCGAAUGGCGCAAAGAGUUAUAACACUGCUUAAUAAUCACCCAGAAAAAGACUUCUUUUUCGCGUUCGGCGCAGGUCACUUUCUUGGUAAUCACAGUAUUAUAGAUAUAAUGAAGAAACACGGUUAUGAUGUGGAAUACGUCAAACCGGAGCAAGAGCUACCAAGCUUCAAAGCCAAGAAAUCGCUGAAUACCCGGCGAGAAAGGCGCAAAGGCUGCAGGGGCAGGAGAAAAAAGAGCAAACGAUGUCAGAAGAAAAAGAAACGGAAGCGCCCUGACUAUAGCCGAGUUAGACUUCUUCAGGUCGCUACUAGACGGUGGAACCCUACAAGAAAGCCGUACCCUACCAAACUAUCUGAGGCACCUGGCGCCAGAGACAUUUCCUCGCGGAAAGCUGCUGCAUCUUGCACCCCAAUCUGGACUGUUUCACUUGCUCUUACAUGUGCUGUCACUUGCCUGUUGACGUACAGCGGUUUUCGGUAAAUUGCCAUGCGUGCAUUGUGUGCGCGGUUGCUAGGGGAUGCAAGCUACUUAGACCAAACGUGGGCAGUUGUUGUCUGUGAUUUGUCAUGCUCGGAUGGCAACGUAUUGGAUGAGGAUUUCUGGCACAUGAUAAAAGUGCGGCCCAGGGAGACAUUACGCGAGUACCAUUUCAACUUCUACCUUGUGAGGAUGAAGAUUUACCAAGACGACAUGGUCCCGCAAGAGAACCAGCACCGGGGGACUCCGAUAAACACAGACGGAGGUGAUCGCCUAAGGGAAGGACCCCUAACAGAUAGCAAAUUGGGUGUGGUCGAAGCCAUUUUUACCCUAAGAGAUAACAGAAUUGAAAAAAAAAAAAAAACGUUAGACGUCCCCAUAGGAAUAGCAGUUUGUCGAAUUUUAUUCCCUAAGAGAUAGCAAAAUCGAAAAAAUGCUUAAACACCUUCUAAGGGACGGCAGUGGGCCGAAAUGGUAUACCCUAAAAGAGUUGACGAUCACCCCUGUCUACUCUUCUGGAGAAUCACCACCACCCCGGGAAACCAUGUUCUGUUAACAAUAUAAUUACCGAAGAAAAUGGAGUUGCCUUAACCCUAUGAGUAAGGCGUAUUGGAACGGCAAAGCAAAAAAGAAGAAAAAUCACAUGACAAUUACAAGAAAGGACUCUUACUGCAAAAUAUUGCGUGACUGAAAUAAUCUGAGAGUACACCAAAAGGAUGUGUUGUUUUGUGUUUGUAUUGUGUACUCUAGUACAAAAACAGCUAAUAAAAAGUAUACAUAAAUUGA